This is a messenger RNA of Cricetulus griseus (Chinese hamster), 2637 nucleotides long. NCBI's taxonomy places the organism in Eukaryota, Metazoa, Chordata, Mammalia, Rodentia, Cricetidae. The record is from RefSeq and is a predicted model, not a curated record.
GUGUCUUGUUUAACCAUGGUGGAAAUUAGUGUUCGAAGAAUCCUUCUUUUGGUUGUUUCUCUGGCCAAGUGUCUGGAAGGUACAAAGCUGCUGGCUCACCUCAAAAAGUGUGGUGACUUGGAAUGUGAAACUUUAAUCAGCAGAGUCUUAGCCCUGAGAGACCACACAGGACCUGACUGCCAGUACCUGAACUUCACUAAGGGUGACGAGAUAUCUGUUUAUGUCAAACUUUCAGGAGAGAGAGAAGAUCUGUGGGCAGGAAGUAAAGGAAAGGACUUUGGAUUUUUUCCCAGAGAUGCAGUCCAGAUUGAAGAGGUGUUCAUAUCUGAAGAAGUCGAAAUGCCAACUAAAGAAUCUGACUUUCUUUGUCUGCUUGGAGAAGGCUACAUAUUUGGAAGUGAACAUAGUGAGUUAAACAGCGAGGGUGAUGGAAAUAUGUACCCAUCUGAAGAAGAUGAAGACCAAGAAUAUAAUAUAUAUGAAAGUGAUUUUCAGCUAGAACCUGACUUUUAUGCAGCUUCUGAAGGGACUUUGUUUGAAGACCAAAUUUCAGCCUCAGAAGCUGGUGAAGAGUUCAGGGUUUCCAGUGAGUCUGCGGACUGGGAUGAGACUGGACAUGUGGGCAAUGGGGAGCAGGGUUACACUCCUGACCUGGACCAUGCCUUGCCAUCCCUAAGUACGUCUGAAACGCAAGGAUGGUUUGGACUGGGGAAAGAAGAAGCCAAAGAGAAGGCUUUUGAAGCAGAUACUGACCCCACACAAGAAAGCUCAUUUCAAAGUAGAAAAUUAACAGUGGAAGAGAAUGACUUAGAGAAAUUAAACAAUGGUGAACCCCAAAUGGAACUUGAGCAAGAUCCAAAACCACAGUUUGAUUCAGAGACACCAGAAUUCAGUCCAGUGCCAGAGGAGCAGUAUGAACUUGUGUCUGAGUCGGAGAACAGCCUUAAGCCUCAAGCCACUGGCUGGUUUGAUAGUGGAUUUACAAGGCUUUUAGGUUUUGGAGAGGAGGAUGCAGGACUUGAGUUAUUGUCCAAAGAAAGUAAUCCGCCUUUACAAGAUGUUCUGGAUUCUGUUUCACCUGAUGAAGAAGCCCCAGCUCCAUUCAGAGAAAUGUCAGCAGACAAGGAAGAUACAGUCAUUAAUGACAACUCAACUCCUGGUCCGUCUUGGUUUGACUUUAGUUUUGGUAUGCUAGGCCUUGCAUAUGCUGAUGAAGACAAAAGGAUUUCAGACAACAGGAAGCGUGAAGAUGGAGAGGUAGAUAAUUACAAACAUCCGGUAGCAGAUGACAUUGACCCCGGAAAGGAACAAGAAAGGGGAAUGAUAACAGUCGUGGAAACAGAAGAUCAGGUAGGUAAGGAAAGGGCCCUGGAGAAGAGAGAUGAUUCCGAUUCUAUGCAAUAUCUCAAGAAGUUCUUCCAUAACCCUUGGAGCUUCCAGAGUCUCCCAGAGGACCCAGAAUUACCGUUGUCCACACAGAUGCUGGAUCAAGAUAACAGAGCAGAAAAUGACAAAACUGAAAGACUUUCCACUGAAAAUUCUGCCACAGAGAGCAUGAAAGAUCCCGUGACGCUGGAGGACAGAUACAGCCUGUCAGAUAUGACCUCUGAAGUAGAGUUACCUUUGAGAGUCCAUGAAGGAAUACAUUUCAAAACCUCAUCUUCAAAAAGGAGUGAGGAAGAUUCAGAGUCAUGGGUGGACUCUGAAGGGCCUGCUGUGGCAGAAACUGACAUGUCUGUGGAAGGUGCCUUGCUCCAUAGUCAGCUGGUUUCUCAAAAAGAAGAAAUUAGAUUCAGAAAUUAUAUACCGAAACAUGAUGCAGAGUUUCAGAUUCUGAAGUAUUUAUUUCAAAUCGACAUCUACGGAUUCAUGAAUCUUGCUUUUUCAUCAACUGAAAUUCUUAUAGAAAGGGUUGUGGCAGCACUGCCGGAAGAUAUGACAGCAAGCUUUGAUUCUAGUGGGGCAUCAUUCCAAUUGGUGAUAUGUGUGCUUACUCUUGGACUGCUUGCUGUUUUUUUACUUCUUUGGAGAGGCUUCCGAUCAAUUCAAAGCCGAUUUUAUGUGGGUAAAGAGAAAAGACUUGCUCUUGAACUUUCUGUGCUAAUGGAAGAGAAAUGUAAACUACUUGAAAAAGUGAGCCUUGCUCAAAAGGAGUAUGAAGGCUUAGAGUCAUCUUUAAAGGAGGCCAACUUUGACAAGGCGCCAACAGAAGCACAGAGUUUGGAGGUAACCUAUGAAAAUCUAGAAAGAGAUAAAUCUAAACUUGAAGAUGAAAUACUACUUUUAGAGAAGAAACUAGAAGAAGAGAGAGCUAAGCAUAAUGAACAGAAUGAAUUGAUGACAGACAUUUCAAAAAGUAUACAAUCUCUAGAAGAUGAAUCAAAGUCUGUCAAGACACAAGUAGCUGAAGCCAAAACUACCCUGAGAAUAUUUGAAAUAAAUGAAGAACGACUUCAGGGAAUAAUAAAAGAUACCUUGAAUGAAAAUUCUCAACUUCAGGAAAGCCAGAAGGAGCUUUUACAGGAAGCUGAAGUUAUGAAAGAACAAGCUGACCAACUGAAUAAUCAGAAAGUAACAUUUGAAGAAUCCAAAGUACAGGCAGAGCAAGUCCUAAAUGAUAAAGAAAAUCAGAUCAAG